GAACUUUCCGAAUUACCUAUUGUGUGUUCCAUUUCCCACCAAAACGGUGAAGUGGUGAAGUGGGAGGAAAAUCAAAGUAGUGGAGCAUGAAAUUCAAGGCAUUCGUAACCUCGAACGGCGUGAAGCUCCUGGAGAAGAGGUUCCUCCCGGCGCUGGAGAAGAUGGGGAAAGCGUGCCACCUGUGUCUGACACGGGACCACGCCAUGUUCCUCCACAACCUCCUCAACGGCGACGGCAUCCAGUCCAUAGCGCAGUUCCGGAAGGAGUCCCUCUUCCACGAGUACCGCAUCAGCAGCCAGAACGAUGACCGCAUCGCCUUCGCCCUCGACCUCUCCCUCCUCCUCCGCGCCCUCCGCAGCGCCGUCGCCGUCGCCUCCCACUCCUCCGCCCGCCUCGAGAUCAAGCUCGUCAAGAAACUCCCUCCCAAUUCCACCCAGCCCAUGCCCUUCCUCACCCUCGAGACCCGCGCCUGCAAGUCCGCCGUUAUUCAGGAUAUUCCCAUCUCCAAACCCUUGUCGCGCGCUCUCCUCCUCGACCUUCAGACCGCUCUCCACGUCGCCCAAGACAUUCCUCAAACACUCGUUCAGGUGCCUGACUUGAGUCAAUUGCUAAACCUGGUGGAUCGGAUGAAGCUGGUUGGCGAUGUUGUGAACUUGUUCAUAAGUAAGCAUGGGGAUUUCAGAGUGCAGGUUUCGACCACACUGAUCAGCCUGGGUGCUGAGUUUCGGAGACUGCCUGUGAUCGGAGAGAAAACAGAUGCUCCUGCUGAAGAUCAGAAUCUCAGUGCUCAGACGCGAUCAGCAAGGUCCAUUUCUAGAGGAGAUGGCCAAUCUGUGCAGGUGAGUGUGAAGCACUUCGCCAAGAGCCUCCACUGUCACUUAGCCAGACCAGAUUGUGCUUUCUAUGGGAUUGCUCCGCAGGGAAGUUGCCUCACACUCAUAUUUCAGUUCUUCCUUCCGGGUUCUGAUCAGACCGAUAAAUCAAUCAGCUUGCAUUGCAGGCUUCCUGUUCUUGACCCUGGUUCUGCUUAAACUCGAACAGUCUUCUUCUUAUGUAUAAGUUCUUUCUUGAUCAUCUUCCGAAUGUGAUAUUGACUUUUUGUAUGUUUGACCAAGUUUAGAUUACAUCUAAUAUUAAUGAUAAUGAUAUAGUUGAGUACUGUGACA
Messenger RNA from Cajanus cajan (pigeon pea), 1166 nucleotides. RefSeq names its product Hus1-like protein. The record is from RefSeq and is a predicted model, not a curated record. Gene Ontology annotation, biological process: mitotic DNA replication checkpoint signaling; double-strand break repair via homologous recombination; meiotic DNA integrity checkpoint signaling. Gene Ontology annotation, cellular component: site of double-strand break; nucleolus; checkpoint clamp complex. Lineage: Eukaryota; Viridiplantae; Streptophyta; Magnoliopsida; Fabales; Fabaceae.